AUGACUGCCCCUUUAGCAAUAAUAAUCUAUGCUUUCCUAGCAACAAUACUCUCCUCAAUCCUUUUAGCCCUUGCUUACAAAUUGUGGUGGGCCCCACUCCAUAUCCAACACAAACUUGGGUCCCAAGGAAUCAAAGGCCCCUCUUACAAGUUCUUGCAUGGCUCCACAAAGGAGCUCAUGAGCAUCAAGAAGAUGCAGGGCUCCCAAAAACCCGUCGAUUUAUCGUCACACGAUAUUUUUCCCGCAAUCUUGCCUCAUUUCUACUUGUGGAUGAAAUUAUACGGGAACAAUUUUCUUCACUGGAUUGGUACACAGCCUCACAUUGUAGUUACUGAGCCUGAUUUGAUUAAAGAAAUUCUUAUCAACAAAGAAGGAUUUUACCCAAAGACCAAAAUAAGAAGUUUCAUGAAGAAAUUGUUUGGAGAUGGGAUUGUUAUUACAGAAGGUGACAAAUGGUUUAAGCUUAGAAAAUUGGCUAAUCAUGCUUUCCAUGGAGACUGUCUCAAGGAUAUGGUUCCAGCCAUGAUUGCUAGUGUUGAAGCUAUGCUAGAAAAAUGGAGAAGUUACGAUGGUAAAGAAAUCGAGGUUUGCAGUGAUUUUAAGGUUCUUACAUCAGAAGUGAUUUCGAGGACAGCUUUCGGAAGCAGUUAUGUUGAGGGGAGGAAGAUAUUCGAAAUGCUCUCGAAUUUGUACGUCUUGAUUUCUAGAAACAUGCACACAGUCAGAUUUUUCGGCAUCGGAAAGUUCAUAAGAACACAGGACGACAUUGAAGCUGACAGAGUCGAGAAGCUAAUUCACGACUCCAUCAUGGAACUCGUGAAUAAGAGACGGGACGAGGUGAAAACGGGCCGGGCCCAAAACUUUGGAAACGAUUUUCUUGGGUCACUCUUGAAAUCUCACGACGAUAUGGGCUUGGAGAGCCCGAUAUCGGCUGCUGAAAUAAUCGACGAAUGUAAAACGUUCUAUUUUGCCGGGCAAGAAACGACUUACAAUUUACUGUCGUGGAGUGUUUUGCUUCUUGCGAUCCACACGGACUGGCAAGAGAAAGCGAGAAAUGAGGUGCUCGAGUUGUUCGGACGGAAAAAACCAAACUCAGAAGGCCUUGCCCGAUUGAAGAUAGUGAACAUGAUUAUAUACGAAACGUUGAGGCUAUACAGUCCCGUGACGAAUAUCACUCGAAGGACGAACACAAAGGUCAAAUUAGGAAAAUACGAAAUUCCGGCUAACGUAAACCUGUCGAUUCCACCUCUUGCCCUGCACAGAAACCCAGAAAUAUGGGGGCAAGACGCUCAUCUUUUCAGGCCCGAGAGAUUUUCCGAGGGUUUAGCUAAAGCGACCAACGGCAAUGCGAUAGCCUUCCUAGGAUUCGGUUUUGGACCUCGGAUUUGUGUCGGUAUGAAUUUCGCGAGUAACGAGGCCAAAAUCGCGCUUGCGAUGAUUCUCCAACGUUACGAGUUUACGCUCUCGGGAGAUUACGUGCACUCGCCCGAUAUAUUCCUCACAACACAGCCAAAACAUGGAGUUAAGAUUUUGCUACAACCUUUGUAA
Messenger RNA from Striga hermonthica, 1548 nucleotides. Lineage: Eukaryota; Viridiplantae; Streptophyta; Magnoliopsida; Lamiales; Orobanchaceae. The record is from the annotation of a GenBank genome assembly.